Molecule: messenger RNA, 705 nt
Organism: Temnothorax curvispinosus
Lineage: Eukaryota; Metazoa; Arthropoda; Insecta; Hymenoptera; Formicidae
Product: golgin subfamily A member 6-like protein 22
Exons: 2
Source: RefSeq, a predicted model, not a curated record
AUGAGAAGAAGGAAAAUUACAAAAGAACAACAGGAGGAAAUGACAGGAAAAGAGAAGCCGACGAGGAUUGAAGAUAAGAAAGAAGAGAUAGAUUGGAUAGAAGAAGCAGUAAAGGAAAUAAGGGAGGCAAGAAAGGAAUUUAGGCAGGAAUGUAUGGAAAUCAAAAAGGAAAUAAAGGAGAUGAAAGCGCAAUUGGAUAGGCUGGAGGAAUGGCAGAGGCAGAGAAAGGAGAGCGAGGAACGAGACGAGAUGGAGGAGGAAGGACCGGAUAGGAACAGCAGACGGAGCAAAGAAGAAGUGAAAGCGGAGGAAGCAUGGAGAUGUAACGAGAAUCUGAUAAAGGAGAAGAAGGUAGAAGAAGAAGAGGUGGAGAGCAGCGAAGAAGGACGGAAUGGAGGAAGUUGGGUGAGAAGCUGGUGGGAAGAGGCAGAGAGUGAGGAAGAAAAAAAGGUCGAGAAAAGGAAGAAGCAGGAAGAGGUCAAAAGCACAGAGGUCAGACAGAAAGAGGACCGACCAAGCGAAAGGAAAGGAUGGAUGAUAAAGAAGCAUGAAAGAAGAGCUAUAGGAGAGGAAAAGGAAAUGGAUAAUACAGAAUGGUACGAGGAUAGGAAAAGCAAAAAAGAAAGAGAUGAAAGAAGAGAAGAAGAGGAAAGCUGGCACGAGAAAGACAGAGUGCGAAGAAUAGCGGAAGCCAUAGAGGAAGAU